AAAUAAUGAGACCAUAAACAUCAGAAACAUUUGUUCGUGAAUAUCUGGAUGUUUAAAUGAGACCUAAAACAGCUAAAUUGAUGACAUCCACACAAUUAAGGAAUUUGAGUGCAAAAACAUCUAAACCUAAUUUUGAAUUUACUAAUAAACCAUAGGUGGAAGUUCAUUAUUAAAAGUUUAUACCAAGAAAUUUUGGAGUGCUUUGUGAUUAGUAAAAAUUGGAUAUUUAUAUUAGAGGAUAUUAUGAAAGUAACAAAUAAAUAUAACUGCAAAAAUUUGGAAGAUCAUAAAAUAAUGGCACAACUUAAAAAACUAAGAUAGCUUAAACAAAUUAAUAAUAACAAUAAAAUAAGAAACCUUAAGUAUAUAAAUUGAUUGAAAUUGACUCAAGAUAAAGAUAAGAUCCAGAAGCUAUAACUGAGAGGGAAAAAGAAUUAAAAUAUAAGAGAUAACUAUUACAAAUGAUAAAUGAUGAUGUCUAACCUUUAGGAGAGAUACACAAAACAUUUAAUAAAGGUAAUCAUGUAAUAAUUGUCAAAUUAACGUAAAUAAUAAAUAAUAAAUAUAGUCCUAUGAUUUUGAGGAAAAGGAAGGUUAAAAAGGAACAUAAUCCUCUGACUUUAAGUUGGAAUCAUACAAAGAAAUUGUUACUAGUUAAAGACUUAACUAAUUAUUUGAUUGAAAGUAAUUAAUUUAAACUAAUUAGAUAUGACAUAUCAAAACAAAAAGAUUUAAUUGAAUGUAUAUGCAAUUAGUGGAUCAGAAUUUAUCGAUGAAAUUCAAAAACCAAAGGAUAUUGAAUUUGUGUUAGAAUAAAGAAGAUUUAUUUGUGUAAUGCCCAAAUUAAUUAUAUAUUGUGAUGACAUUAAUAAACAUGCAACCAUCCCUUUGACAAAUUUAAAAAUGUCUUAAUUACUUCAAUCUAAUUUUUAAGAGAUUGAUGAUUAUGUAACAUUUAAUUUUAUUUAGAUGUCUGAAAUUGAUGAAUUGUCUAAUUUUGUAAUUCCUCAAAAAAAGUUUCCAGUUUCAAUUCAAUCAGGAAAAUUGACAAAAAAAGAGAAAAUAAUAAAAAAAAUCGUUUAUUAUGAUGAAUCAUAUUACUAAAUAGCUUUUAUACCACCAUCAAUUGUUGUUUCUAAUAAUAUAAAGUAAAUUGGUUAAUAUCACUUUUCAAUAAAAGAUUUGGAAUGUUUAGCAAGUUUUUGUUUUAAAAAUCCAAUUUAAAACUUUAUUAAAAACUAUGUUGAUAUUAUAACAUUAUCUGCUACUAGAGCUUCAGUAAAAGUAAAUAUACCUGAAUAGUAUGAUGUUGUAGCAGGGUAAUAAGGAUAAGCAUGUUCAGAGAAUGGUUUUCUAUUGAAUCAAACUAUUGAAUCUGAGUUUAAGAUUGUUUAUACACCUGCUUAAUUAGAAUUCUAUAAUCCAACAACUCUUGAUAAAUAAUUGAGAAUAAUUGAAGAAAAAGAAUUGUAAUAAAUUAUUGAUUUAGAUUUUAAUUUUACAUUAUGA
This is a messenger RNA of Paramecium sonneborni, 1509 nucleotides long. NCBI's taxonomy places the organism in Eukaryota, Ciliophora, Oligohymenophorea, Peniculida, Parameciidae. The record is from the annotation of a GenBank genome assembly.